AUGCAGCUCAACAUGAACAUGUUGCUCCUCCAGCUCGCCCUUGUGUGCGCGCUCUUUGCCUCUGCCACGAAGGCAGACAAUUGCUAUGGCCUUGACGUGUACGCGUGCUCUGCAAACGACGCGUGCACGCUGGACCUGGACGCCAACGACCGCCUGUACUGUCGCGCCUUCUCCUGCCGCGCCCUCCACGCCGACUGCGAGAUUGACACCCACGGCUGCUACUUCAACACCGUGACUGGCGUCUGCUACCCGCUCGACACGGAGCCCGCAUGCGCCGACUACUUCAGCGAGACCACCUGCCCAACAGACCGCUGCUCCUUCCUCUCCGAGCUCAACCUCUGCUACGAGGGCGCCUCGGUUGAGGCCAUCCCUUGCGACGUCACCCACACGCAGAUUGGCUGCGGCUACCUCCCCCACUGCGAGUUCCACUACAUGUGGGACAACAGCUGGGGCGUGUGCACGCCACAGUUCCAGGACCCGCCCUGCUACCUCUACGAGCCCGUGCCCGGCCAGUGCCCCGACGACCGCUGCCUCAUCGUCCCCACCCUCGAGAUUGGCGUCUUCGCCUGUGCUCCCCUCCCCACCACCACAACCACCGUCCCCAACGAGAGCGGCAGCGGCAGCGGCAGCGGCAGUGGCAGUGGUGACACCACCACCAGCGGUACCCUCAGCGUGCUCCCUCUGUCCACCUUCUACUCAACCCCAGCCCCUACCACGACGAGUGGCACCCUCAGCGUGCUCCCUCUGUCCACCUUCUACUCAACCCCCGCGCCCACCACGACGAGUGGCACCCUCAGCGUCCUCCCGCUCUCCACCUUCUACUCCACCCCCGCGCCCACCACGACGAGUGGCACCCUCAGCGUCCUCCCGCUCUCCACCUUCUACUCCACCCCAGCUCCUACCACGACGAGUGGCACCCUCAGCAUCCUCCCGCUCUCCACCUUCUACUCCACCCCCGCGCCCACCACGACGAGUGGCACCCUCAGCGUCCUCCCGCUCUCCACCUUCUACUCCACCCCCGCGCCCACCACCACAAGCGGCACUCUCCUUGUUUUCCCUCUGUCCACCUUCUACUCCACCCCGGCUCCGUCUGCGGACAAGGCCAGCAGCACGUUCUCCACCACAACCGUGGUUGUCUUUGCCGUUGGUGUUGUUAUUGCUGCCGCCAUCAUUGCCGUCGCCAUCGUCCGUGUCAAGUCUCGGCCAAAGGUCCGUGUUGCCCACGACCUGAGCGCCGUGAUUGCAAUGGACGACCACGCCAAGGGCCGCGCUGCGCCUGCCUCGCUGAAGAAGGCCGCACACGGUGGCGUCGUCAUCCCCGUGGCCCCCGCCAUCGACGUCUAAAGCAUGCCGCAGCUCCAGCAAUAGGUCGACGACUGUGGAUCAUGGCGGGCUUGGUGAUGGGCUUGGUGAUGGGGGUGGUGGUC
Messenger RNA from Salpingoeca rosetta, 1427 nucleotides. RefSeq names its product major larval glue protein. The record is from RefSeq and is a predicted model, not a curated record. The transcript is spliced from 3 exons. NCBI's taxonomy places the organism in Eukaryota, Choanoflagellata, Craspedida, Salpingoecidae. Bases 1 to 1344 code for a protein of 447 amino acids.